Messenger RNA from Entrophospora candida, 1015 nucleotides. The record is from the annotation of a GenBank genome assembly. NCBI's taxonomy places the organism in Eukaryota, Fungi, Glomeromycota, Glomeromycetes, Entrophosporales, Entrophosporaceae.
AUUUGAGACCGAUGAGCCUCCGAAUUGGAAACUACAUGCUGUAUCUAACAUCAAUAGAUUAAAAGGAAACUUACAGGAUGCAAACACAUUGGAACAUAGACGCCUUCUUGAAAAGAUACGAGUAGUAGAUAUUAAUGAUUUAACCUAUGAUAACCCAUUAGCUAAUGGUAUAGUUGACCUUGGAUCCCCUCAAUACCAGAUAAUAGAAGAUGACUAUGAAGUUCUUGUAGGCGAGAAAAGCGGAAUAAAAAAUUUGAUAAAGGAUCCUUUGGUAAAGGGGGCGUGUGCGGACUUUAUUACUAAAAGAGACGAAAUUUGGGACGAAAUUUGGGACGAAAUUUGGAACCAGUACAAGUUCAUUAUUUCGCCAUCAGAAGUAUUAAGCCACGGUCGCUGGGUGGAGAGGGGAGUAGAUAGAGUGCAAGUAGCGGCAUCGUUAUAUCAAAUGCCAAUUGAAUUUGAUAUUGAGGUGACAAGAAAUGAGCGCCAAAGCAUGGCAAGUAAGAAACGGAAGACAAAACAAGUUAUUGGAUCAAGGGGGAAUAAACCAGACUUAAUGGUCCGGGUAUUUUUCAAACGAAGAUGGAACAAGCUUGCGUAUUUAGAAAGUGGAAAAUGGAGGUCAACAGAAAUAAAAUCCCAUAAUGAUCAUAACAAGUUGGCUCGUUUUUGUGUAGAUGGAUAUGUUGAUAUGUCAAAAAAAAUUAAUAAGAAUGAACUGAAUAAAUUUUGUAUUACGUUCAGUAUUAAUAUUACAGAUGAGCAUUUUAUUGUUAUAAAUGGAUUUUUGCGAGAAAAUGGUAUAAAGUUUUAUCUCCCUAUUGCCAAAGCUAAGAUUCCUUUUCAUAAUGCGUCAUUAGAAGAAGUUGAAGAUUUUGUACAUGCAUUGCUAGUUCUGCGAAAUGGAAUAAUGGUGAAUAUUCACGGAAUAAGCCGUACUUUCUUAAAGAAGUCCAACUCUACACAACAAAACAAGGAUUCUUCAGAAGAAGAUUCUAUCAUUAAAACCCCAUAA